UAUUGUGCAAACAUUUUUGUUAAUUCGGUGGAGUUUCUUAAUUGGGGAAUACUUUUCAUAACGCCAAAUUUUUUUUGAUAACAGUAAAUAUCUUGUAAAUUUAGUAACAUGAAGAUAUUAAAGGCACCCCGGUAACAUAUAUUUGAAUUGAAUCAAUUGGCAGCUUCUGUUCGCUAUGAACUUCAGUGACGACCCUUUAGCGGAUUUGUUGAGCGAUAAUAGCCUAGACAAUGACGGCUUCUUUGACAAUCCGGUUAGCAAAAAGCAAACGACUCGGAAGAAUAUAAAUAAAAACAAAUUAGAUGAAUUGUUUGGAAUUCAAGAGGAAAGUGAAUCAACAACGACGCCCGUGCCAAAAGCACGUCAGCCGGUGCCAACAACAACAACAACAACAACUGUUGCUAGCACAUCCCGUUUCGCUAACCAGCAACGUAUGCAAGCUAAGGAGCCACCCGAAGACGAUGAUGAUUUGGGAUUUGACCCACAAAAACCAAAAGCGGGCGGUAAGUUGAAUUUGUUGGACGAUUUGCUUGCAAGCUCCGUUGUUAACGAACCGAGAAGACCGAUGACUGCGCAGCCGACAACUGGACGGCGCGACACAGAAAAACCUUCUAUUUCACGCCAGUCUACUGACACUACCACCGAAACCUCAAAUGUGCCACUGGCACAACCACGCCCAAAAACUUCAGUGGGGCGUCGGAGUUCAAGUGCUUCGAACGUCAUGAAUACUGAUCCACUAGGCCUUUUUAGCGCACAAGCUAAAGAACGCGAAAAAGAACUACCCACCUCUGGUAUGUCGACACCAAAAACUAGGAAACGUGGCUCCACCGCCGACUGGUUGGGUCUGAGCACGGAACCGGAAAGUGCAGAUAAGACUGAACCUGUACAACAAUACUCACCGCUGCACGCACCAAAGCAGCCAACAACAUCGCUUUCUACAACUGCCAGUACAGCCAAAGACACCGUAGAAAUUUUAAAACUACCCGAUAAUGAGGAUCCUGCACCAAUUGUGCCGCACAUUGAAUUGCGGGAAGAUGCGCUGGUCGCACCUCAGCUUGAACCGCCUUAUGCAGCCGGCAGUAAUACCGCACAAAAUAUACUACUGCUAAACACACACAACAUGGAAAUGAAAAAUGCUUACACGGCCUUGCAACAGCAGGAGUCCCAAUUGGCUUUGGCUGCGCAAAUGAAGAACCAGGAGCGUGCGUUACUAGAAAUGCAGCACAAGCAAGAAGCUCUGCUCCAACACCAGGAGCGCCAAUUCCAAGCGCUGAUGCAGCAGCAGCUGCAACGACAACAACAAAUGGAGGAGCACAUAAAGAUGCAACAGCAGCGCAUAAACACACACAUUCAACUUUUGAUGUCGCAACCUGCUAUGCUAGCGCCAAUGCCGCCGCCAGCCACAAUGUUAGCGGCUGAUGCUUUGGGGGAACGUGUGGGCUCACCAGAUGGUACACCAGAAAAGGCCGACGACGCGCAAGCGUCGCGUGGUCACGGCCGCAGUCAGAGUGGAAGCCGUAGCCGCAGCCACAGCCAGAGUAGGCCUGUUUCGCCGCAGGGCAUGAUGCUGGAAACUAUACAACUAGAAGCGGAUGUGAAACGUUUAGAAUUGGAGAAAUUGCGCUUGGAGGAGCUGGUGGCAAAUCAAAAGGUCAAUUACGAACGUGAAAUUGAGUUAAUUGAACGCUCCUACAAGAAACAGCUGGAAGUGGUCGAGCAUCAUGCGCAAACGAUGGAGGCACGGCUGAAAACCGAAGUGGAUGAAAUUUCCAAGCACUACACACAAAAACUGGACGCUUUGGAGAAUGAAAAACAGAGACUAAAAUCAGAUUACGAUGCUGACUUCAGCGCAUUGAAACAGGAUCACGAGGAUGAGCUGCGCAAGCUAAAGAAAUCACAGGAAGACGAUCUGGAGAUGCUAAGGGAAGAGCAUCGACGCAUGUUGGAGAGUGUACGGCAGGCUAAAAUGCUUGAGUUCGCAGCAAUACAAGAAAAUGGCUCAUAUAUGGAAACACUGAAAGCUGCUUCGAGCAACCUAGAAAAUUUAAGUGGCGGCCUGCAGGGCCUGCGCGAUGAGGUGCAUUCGAGGUUGGAGUUGUUGUAUAAAGAGAAAGAAAAAAAGCUGGAGGUGCGUGAAAGACGACUUGAAGACGCCGAGAGGCGUUUGAAGAUGCACGAAGAGAGCGCCGAUGAGGAGAAGAAGCGUUUGAUGACGCUCGUUAGUAGCUUAGAGCAGCAAUUGAACAAGCUUUCCAAAGACUCAGCUGAAGAGAAUUGGCUGGUGCGUCAACGCAUGGCAGCGCUCGAGGCCGAGAAGAUAGCAUUUGAAAAGGAAAAGGAGUUUGCACGCGAACAACUCGCGCGCGAUGAGAAACGUCUUGCCGAUCUAAAAGAGCAACAGCUAUCGGAGUCGCAGCGCAUGCUAGUUGAAGUGCAAGAGGAGCGUGCGCGUCUCUAUUUGGAGCGUACUAAAAUCGAGACGGAACAUAAGCUGCACUUUGGUCAGAAUGUGGAAAAACAAAACCUGGAAAUGGAUGCCGUUAUGAAAGUAGCACAAGAUGCGGCGCGCCAGGCGGAUAUUGAGCGUGAACGCUAUCAUAAAUCCUUGCGCCAAUUGGAGCAACAGAAGCGUGAACUGAUCGACAAGGAGAAUAGUUUGCGUGCCAGAGAGGAUGAGCUGCAUCAAGAAACACUCUCAUUCCGCAUGGCCGAAUACAAAUCCCAAGAAGUGCAAGAGAAGGCACGCGUGGCCGAGCGUAGCUUCCAAACGAAAACGCAAUUGCUGAAGCAACGCAUGCGUGAGUUAAGCGAGAUGGAGAUGAGUCUCUCGCAAGAGCGUUUACUGCUUACAGAGGAGCGAAUAGCACUGCAGCAAUUGAAGACGCGUCUGCUGGAAAAGCGUUGCACUUUGUGCAAAAUGGGUGAUCAACGUGAAAAAGUGGUAAAAUUGUUUGGUGGAAAUGAUGGUGAGCAAGCGGAAAGAGGUGAAGGAGAUGGGCUUGGUGGCAAUAUUACCGCGGUGGAUGUGACUACGGAUCAGCGCCUGGGCAGUGGCAUGCUGGAACAACGCAAUAGCAGGCCUGAGGAGCUUCGAAUGCAUCAUAUGCUGGAGCAGGGCAAUAUUGUUGAUCGCAUGUUGGAUGAGAAUAUAGCCGAAUCAUAUCGCAAAAUGAAAGCGACAACAAACAUGAAAUACUGGCCGGAAACAGUGUUGGACGAUGAUGCUAAGGAGUUGGCAUUGCACAAUUUGGAUAGCGGACUGUUGCGUGAAAGUAUAGAUGAGUUGUUGCAUCGGAAUGCUCCAAAUAAGUAUUAGUGCAAAGAAUUUAGAAA
This is a messenger RNA of Anastrepha obliqua, 3333 nucleotides long. It is a transcript of the gene twy, whose product is annotated as trichohyalin. The record is from RefSeq and is a predicted model, not a curated record. Lineage: Eukaryota; Metazoa; Arthropoda; Insecta; Diptera; Tephritidae. Gene Ontology annotation, biological process: cilium assembly; establishment of epithelial cell polarity. The transcript has 2 exons. Gene Ontology annotation, cellular component: centriole; ciliary transition fiber; ciliary basal body. The coding region runs from base 176 to 3316 and encodes 1046 amino acids.